AUGGCUCGUACGGAAAUUUCAGGAAAAUUUGCCCUAGAGCUAGCAAAGUUCGUGUUUGGUUUAGCCGCGGGCUCACAGUAUCUCCUUCCAGGUGCCGAUGAGGCGCGCUCCUUCAAGCUUGAUCCGAACAAAAAGGGAUUUGAUCCAGCUUAUUUGUCAAUCUGCUGGAUGGCUGCUAAUCUGAUCGCGUGGUUGAUGUCUGUAAUGGUUAUCUCGAUCGAAGUCGUAACUGAGACGGGAUGCGCAAUCGGCAAUGUGUCAGUGAAGAGCAAAAACAAAUGGCGCAGAUCUGGUUUAUUUUUGGAUUUCCUAUCCUGGAACCUUCAUUUGACUGGGUCCGGAUUUCAUUUGGCCGCAAAUUCGUACUCUCAAUCUCAAUCAGAUCUCGGAUUCCUCAUCCUCGUCCUUUCCGUUAUAGUCAUAAUCGUCAUAGUCUUUUGCUCAACGAUCAUGCUGUACAAGUUCUGGAAAGCCCCUGCCGUAGACACAGAUGACAAUAUUCUUUGGUACUAG
Molecule: messenger RNA, 513 nt
Organism: Lactuca virosa
Lineage: Eukaryota; Viridiplantae; Streptophyta; Magnoliopsida; Asterales; Asteraceae
Source: the annotation of a GenBank genome assembly